This is a messenger RNA of Cordyceps militaris CM01, 2097 nucleotides long. Its product is annotated as metalloreductase, putative. The coding region runs from base 1 to 2097 and encodes 698 amino acids. The transcript has 3 exons. Gene Ontology annotation, biological process: iron ion transport; copper ion import; intracellular iron ion homeostasis. Gene Ontology annotation, molecular function: ferric-chelate reductase activity. Gene Ontology annotation, cellular component: plasma membrane. The record is from RefSeq and is a predicted model, not a curated record. NCBI's taxonomy places the organism in Eukaryota, Fungi, Ascomycota, Sordariomycetes, Hypocreales, Cordycipitaceae.
AUGACGCCUACUGGCACCUUUUCCGGCCUGUCUCUGCCGGCUUGGCUUGCCCGCAUUGUGGCGCCACAGCUUCAGCCCGCUCCGGACCAACCAACCAGAGCGCUCAACGGCCCGGUCCAAGCCACAGUUUUUUUGUGUCACGUUGAUGCUCCUCAUCUUGUUCCCUUUGGCUUCCCUCUUGCCAUCCGUUGCACAGUCGACAACCCGCAUGCUCACCACCGCCGGCACCGCCGCCGCACCACCGCCAUCAUGGACAUGAUGGGCGGCAUGAACAUGGACCACCCAGGCAUGGGCACCGACAUCAACCACGCCUUUUCCCGCGACUACUGGUACAUAACCGCCGGCGUCGUCGGUCUGCUCGCCGCCAUACGCGCCGUCAACGCCUACAGCGCCCACGUCCGAAUCGCAUCAUGUCGCAAUCCCGCCAUCCAGCAUCCUACCCGUCCCGACGGCCGCCUCUCCCAGGCCUGGGCCACCGCCACCGCCGUCGUCCGCGAGAUGGGCCACCCGCAGUACGUGCUCCGCGGCCGCGCCGUGCGCUGGGCAACCCCCCUCCCGCUCGGCCGCAUCCUCGCGCUGCUCUGCUACUGGGCCGUCAUCGUGUACUUCAUGUCCUGGCGCGUCGUCGCCAACGAUCCCACGUACUGGGAGCGCAUCGGCUUCCGCAACGCCUGGGUCACCGUCUGCCAGCUGCCCAUGCUGUACCUGCUCGCCAUGAAGUACAGCCCGCUCGGCUUCCUGGUCGGCACCAGCCACGAGCGCAUCAACUGGCUGCACCGCUGGGUCGCCCGCACCAUGUUCGUCACCGCCACCGUCCACGGCUUCCACUUCUGGACCGAGUGGGUGCGCGCCGACUUUGUCCAGUACGAGCUCGAAAUCAUGCCCAUGGUCAAGUACGGCCUCGGCGCCUGGGCCGUCCUGCUCUGGUCCGUCGUCGUCGGCUUCGUCCCCGUCCGCCGCCUGGCCUAUGAGAUCUGGCUGUUACAACACAUCGUCUCGGCCGUCGUCAUGCUCUGGCUCGUCCACGUCCACGUGCCCGCCAACGCCCGCCACUUUCUCUGGAUGGCCGUCGCCUUUCUCGCCGUUGACCGGCUCGCGCGCUGGGCCAACCUGCUCUGGCAAAACGUGCAGCUGCGCCGCGCCGCGUCCGCCUGCGAGCGCCGCACCCGCAUCGGCCACCGCGUCGUCGCCCGCGCCGUCGGCGACCAUACCACCGUCCUCACCAUCAAGGACGUCCACUUCCGCUGGUCCCCCGGCCAGCACAUCUACCUCUGGGUCCCGCGCCUCGGGCCGCUCGAAGCCCACCCGUACACCAUUGCCUGCGCGCACAAGCUGCGGGGCACAUGCUGCUGCCACAGCAUCCAGCUCAUUAUCCGCGCCCACGGCGGCUUCUCCCGGCGCGUCCACAAGUACGCCGCCGAGAACCCCGACGCCGAGCUCACCGGCCUCGUGUCCGGCCCGUACGGCGCCCCGGCCAACUGGGACGCCUACGAGCGGCUCGUGCUCAUCGGCGCCUCCACCGGCGCCAGCUUCGUCGUGCCGAUCCUCGAAGCCGUCGCCGCCAAGAGCAGACAGGACACGUGCGUGCGCCGCAUCGACCUGGCCGUUAUUGCAAAGUCGGCCGCCGAGACGCAGUACUACCUGGCCCGCGCCAAGGACGCUGCCCAGGCCGCGCACGCCAACGGCAUCGACAUGCACCUGCACCUGGCCAUUACCGGCGACACCGCCGCCGCCGCCGCGCGCGACAAGACCACCAGCCUGCUGCAGGGAGCCGCGCGCGACAGCUCUGAUAUAGAGGCCGACGAGAAGCGCGCCACCGUGCACAGGACGUCGGCGGACCGCGCCAGCCGCUCGGACAGUGACUCGCAGCAGGCCACGCACGUCGUCAGGGAAUACGCCGCCCGGCCGGACAUUGAGGCCCUCAUCAGGGAGCCCGUCGAGGACGCCUGGGGCGAGACGGCCGUUGUCGUCUGCGGCGGCAAGGAAAUUGUCGCCCGCACGCGCAACUGCGUCGCCGCGCUGAGCGACGAGCGCGCGGUGCACAAGGGGACCGGCGCGCAGGGGAUAUACCUCCACGUCGAGGAGUAUGCAUUUUAG